AUGCCCUCUUCCAAAACUGACACCGCGGUCCGUCUUCCUGAAAACCAAGACCAGACCCGUCGCCUGCGAAAUGUCACCCAAGACCGUAAGGCCGUUUCUCGCCUGCAGGACGAAGCCAAUUCCUCCAAGAACAAGGUCGAGGAUGUGAACAGCUGGGGAACUGAGCAGCUGCUGGGCACCGGGAUCGAUGAGUCGGCCAAUCCAGUGCCGGACCCUGUUACCUUUGGGAAUGGACGCAAGACGAGACAGAAUCAGCAGCAUCAAAAGGAUGAAGCGGAUGUUUAUGAAGCUAUGAACCAGGAUUUUGAAUAG
This is a messenger RNA of Aspergillus ruber CBS 135680, 312 nucleotides long. RefSeq lists its product as uncharacterized. The coding region runs from base 1 to 312 and encodes 103 amino acids. Lineage: Eukaryota; Fungi; Ascomycota; Eurotiomycetes; Eurotiales; Aspergillaceae. The transcript has a single exon. The record is from RefSeq and is a predicted model, not a curated record.